AGAUACUGUGACCGCAGCACACCCUUAAAUGCUGACGGUGAUAGGAUGUGCUUUUUGAGCCUAUUCCGACGAUUCUCCGAUACUCCACCGAAAUCGAUACCUGCUCUGGUGUCGCCUUUUCCACAGGAGUCCGCUGACUAAUUCAGUAGCUGCCGCAAAAAGCUAAGCAGGCUAGUAAUACUGGUUAAAACUGGUUUACAUACCGCAGUGGUGACGCAAGCUACGGCUAUGCGUUGCCAAGAAAUCCGCCUUGGUAUAAAAUCCCCUCAGAAAUCGUCAGGAUGCCCUAGAUCGCUGCAGUAUUAACGGACCCAAUCCCCUCAACCAGUGCCCAAGCAACCUACCUCGACCAUGUCUAUCGUUCCCACCAUCGAAUUUGGUGUUCCCUGGCGACAAGAUCCGUGUGCCUAGGAUCGGCUACGGAGCAAUGACUGUAACCCCUGUGUACGGUCCAGUUGACAAUGACGAAGCGCUUCGCACCCUGAAGCGCACCAUUGAGCUUGGGUCGACCUUUUGGGACACUGCCGAUUUAUAUGGUUUCGGCAGCAGCGAGCGCUUUUUGUCCGAAGAACUGAAAAGGAACCGCAACGGGAUCUUUAUCUGCACCAAGUUUGGCAAUGCAUACCGUAUGCCUGAGCCCGGAUUCAAGGGCAACUUUGCUUCGUUAAUCACAGGAAUUCGCGGAGACCCUGAGUAUGUGCGUGCCUCCGUUGAAGGCAGCCUUGAGCGCCUCGGUGUAGACAGAAUCGACCUCUACUACCAGCACCGCGUCGACCCAAAUACACCUAUUGAAAAAACAGUGGCUGCGAUGGCAGAGCUGGUCAAGGAGGGCAAAGUGCGCUACCUCGGACUGUCCGAGUGCAGUGCCGACACUCUGCGUCGCGCCUACAAAGUCCACCCAAUUGCUGCUGUGCAGAUGGAGUACAGCCCGUGGACUAUCGACAUUGAAACAAACGGUCUGCUGGAUGCGUGCCGUGAGCUUGGCGUGACUCUUGUAGCGUAUUCGCCUCUGGGCCGUGGCUUCUUGACCGGACAAAUUCGCAAGUUCGAAGACCUUCCUGAGCGCGACUGGCGCCGCACCAACCCGCGGUUCCAGCCCGAGAACUUUGCCCACAACAUCAAGCUUGUCGAGGGCUUCGAGCGCAUCGCGGCAAAAAAGGGUGUCAAGCCAGGACAGCUUGCACUUGCAUGGCUCCUGGCUCAAGUGGACAACCUCAUUGUGAUUCCUGGAACCAAGCGCGUCAAAUACCUUGAGGAGAAUGUCGCUGCUGCCCAAAUCAAGCUUACCGAGGAGGAAAUUGAAGAGAUCCGUGAGCUGGUUGACAAGGCCAACGUCAAGGGGGAGAGAUACGACGAAGUACAAAUGAAGCUUGUUGACGCAUGAAUAGAAUAAAACUAUAUCUCUGCACAUAAACUAUAACUUAUCGGUAGUGACUGGCAUGGUUGAUUCAUUACGGCAACACUGGAUAUGCUAAUAGAA
This is a messenger RNA of Linderina pennispora, 1480 nucleotides long. Its product is annotated as aldo/keto reductase. The transcript has a single exon. The record is from RefSeq and is a predicted model, not a curated record. Gene Ontology annotation, cellular component: cytoplasm. Bases 428 to 1384 code for a protein of 318 amino acids. NCBI's taxonomy places the organism in Eukaryota, Fungi, Kickxellomycota, Kickxellomycetes, Kickxellales, Kickxellaceae.